AUGGCAACAACAACUGACAGUAGGGCAAUCUCCAAACCCUCCAAAUGGUUCUCUAACAAGAGUCUCAAGCUCAGCUUCCCCGGUCGAAGAUCAUCCAAAUCUAGCCCUAAAUCUCCUCUGUCCCCGACCAGUGCUCCAGUUGGGCCAAUCAGUCCACGAUGGACAAGCAGGGAAGAUGAGCUCAGAGAAGUUUUUCGCUAUUUCGAUGGAGAUGGCGAUGGCAAAAUAUCAGCCUCCGAGCUCAGAGCCUAUUUUGGGUCCAUAGGUGAGUACAUGUCGCAUGAGGAGGCUGAGGCUGUGAUCAAAGAUCUUGAUGCAGAUGGAGACAGCCUGUUAGACUUUGAAGACUUUCUGCAGCUGAUGGGCAGAGGAGGAGGAGACGACGAGGACUUGAAGAAGGCCUUCGAGAUGUUUGAAUUGGAGAAGGGGGUCAUAACCCCUAGAAGCUUGCAGAGGAUGCUGCAUAGGCUUGGUGACACCAAGUCAUAUCAUGAGUGUGUCACCAUGAUUCAAGUUUUUGAUACUGAUGGCAAUGGGGUGGUUGAUUUUAAUGAGUUUCAUCGAAUGAUGGCUUAA
This is a messenger RNA of Prunus armeniaca (apricot), 576 nucleotides long. The record is from the annotation of a GenBank genome assembly. Lineage: Eukaryota; Viridiplantae; Streptophyta; Magnoliopsida; Rosales; Rosaceae.